AUGACAGAAUUAGAUUCAAAAACGGGUAAAAAAGAUAAAAAGUUGUCACAAAUUUCUGAUGAAACUCCAACUAAAUUGGAUAGUAACGGUAAAACUGAAAUACAACAAAAAGUAGAUGAUUUUCUUUUAAUUAUUUCAAAGAAACAAAAAACUGUAGCUGAACAAUUAAAUUCAGAAUAUGCACGACAAAUACUUCAAAAUCAGUUUAAGCUAUGUUCAAUUGUAAAAACAAUUAUACUGUGUGGUCGGUUAGAAUUAUCAACAAGAGAUAAAAAAGAUUAUGGUAAGAUUAAUACUACUGUGAAAGAUAAAUCUGAAGGAAAGGUCCGCGCCCUUUUAAAAUUUAGAGCAAAUGCUGGCGAUGAAAUUUUAAAAGAUCAUUUAGAAACUGGGGCAGCAAAUGCACAAUAUACAAGCGCAAAAACGCAGAAUAAGCUAAUUGAAAAUUGUGGUCAAGUAAUUACUGAACAAAUAGUGAAUAAAAUAAUCAGGGUGAGUUUUUUUUCCGUAAUGGCCGAUGAAACUACCGACAUAGGGAGACUCGAACAAAUGUCAUUAUGUGUUCGAUAUAUUGAUCCUGAUAACGAAGUUCCAACAAUCCGAGAAGAUUUUUUAAACUUUGUUGUUGACUCGGAUUUAAGUGGUUCUGGUUUAGCAUCAGUUAUUUUAGAAAACCUAAAAAACCAUGGUAUUAUUUUAGAGAAAAUGGUCGGGCAAGGGUAUGACGGCGCAGCAGCAAUGAGUGGCCAUUUAAAUGGCGUUCAAUCCAUAGUUAGACGCACGUUUCCAAGAGCUUUAUAUGUACAUUGUAGUGCGCAUUCAUUAAACUUAGCAAUUAGUGAUGCAUGCAAAAUAUCGGCUAUUAGAAAUUGCGUAGGAAGUGUUUCAAGUGUUUGCACUUUUUUUCGGGGCUCAGCUCAGCGAACUGAAGUUUUAAAAAAAUGUAUACAAGCACAAACUACAUUGUUGACCAAUAUUAAAAUGACACUUGUAACAAUGUGUGAAACAAGAUGGGUUUUAAGACAUGACUGUAUCAAACGAUUUAAAGAAAUGUUUAUUCCAAUUGUUAAUGCAUUAGAACACUUGGAAAAAUCAGUGAAUAAAGAAACAUCAACUACAGCUCAUCAACUUUCAAGAGUUAUAUUAAAUGGGCCGUCUAGAGAAUGCUUAGAUUUACAUAUUUCUGUAUUACCAGAUAGUGGUGCUUUAAAAGAAGAGUUCUUGCUAUGGAAAACGAAAUGGCUGAAAAUAAACAAAAAUGAAAGACUAUCAAAUGCAUUACAACUUCUUUCUGAAUGUAAUGGUAUAUUUUACCCAAACAUAACAAAAAUGUUAGAAAUAUUGGUAACUCUUCCGGUAUCAACUGCAACAGCAGAUCGUACUUUUUCAAGUCUACGCCGCAUUAAAACAUACUUGAGGUCAACAACAAGUGAAAGUCGACUGCUUGGUUUAGCUCUACUUUCAAUUCACAACAACAUACCAGUAAAUCCAGAUGAAAUUUUAUCAAAGUUUGCAUCAGUAUCAAGAAGAAUGGACUUUAUUUUAUAG
This is a messenger RNA of Myzus persicae (green peach aphid), 1548 nucleotides long. RefSeq names its product 52 kDa repressor of the inhibitor of the protein kinase-like. Gene Ontology annotation, molecular function: protein dimerization activity. The record is from RefSeq and is a predicted model, not a curated record. NCBI's taxonomy places the organism in Eukaryota, Metazoa, Arthropoda, Insecta, Hemiptera, Aphididae. The transcript is spliced from 4 exons. The coding region runs from base 1 to 1548 and encodes 515 amino acids.